Molecule: messenger RNA, 1474 nt
Organism: Paramormyrops kingsleyae
Lineage: Eukaryota; Metazoa; Chordata; Actinopteri; Osteoglossiformes; Mormyridae
Source: RefSeq, a predicted model, not a curated record
GUAAUCAAUACAACAUUAAUAACAACAGUCAGGCGACAGAAUGAGGACGACAUGCAUAACGGCUCAGUCAAACGUCAAGGAAAACGAUACAUCAUGUGCUAAGAUGACAAAGAGGCAGCCAGUUGCCCAGCUGCAAUGGAAAAGCAUCAUCAACAGAGCAUGCAGUAUGUGCCCCAGUGUUAGAAGCAAAAAGAUGGGAUGGACUGGACAAGUGCACCCUGUAUCCAAGAGGUGAACCAAGGGCGACUGACUCAGCCACCGCAGAAGUGUAAUGCGAGCGCUGUGGCGUUUCCCUCUGGCCCCGGCAAUCGAGGUUGCAGGAUGGUUCAGCUGCAAACGAGCAAAGAGUGAAGGCCGGCCACCAGCUCCACUGGGUGCGAGGAUACUUACCAAUCCGGAGCAUAUAUUCCGGCACAACAUGUGGGACCAUGUUCAGUGGUCAGAGCAAGAGAAAGAAUUUGCAAGGCAAAAAGUAACAGAAAAUUCCAGAGAAAAAAUUCCAGUUGCGGAGCAGGCUAAGUUUGACAUAGAUGCCAGUAAAUACUGGGAUGGGUUUUAUGAGAUGCACCAGAACAAAUUCUUCAAGGACCGCAGCUGGCUGUUCCAUGAAUUCCCAGAGUUGCUUACCACAGAGACACCGGGCUGUAUUUUGGUUCCUGAACCGGGGGAGGGGCAGCGGAAUGGGGCACCCACCCUUCAGCAGGGCUCGGGGGGUGAUGGGGAGACUGCUGAUUUCCCUGGGAAGCAGGCAUCUUUCAGGAUCUUCGAGAUUGGGUGUGGAGCUGGUAACAGUGUGUUUCCCAUCAUCAGCUCUAUCAGGGGCACGGGAUCCUUUCUGUACUGCUGUGACUUCUCUCCGCGCGCGGUCCGGCUGGUGAAGGACCACCCUGGCUACGAUGGCUCUGUCUGUCACGCCUUUGUGCAUGACAUCCGCCAAGGGGGUGCCGUGCUGCCUUUCCCCCCCCGGAGCCUAGACGUUGUGCUGCUGGUGUUCAUGCUGUCGUCUGUUCACCCUGCGCGAGUACAGGACGUUGUGUCCCGCCUGGCCCACUUCCUGAAACCCGGUGGGGUGCUUCUGUUCCGAGAUUAUGGCCGAUACGACUUGUCUCAGCUUCGAUUUAAGAAAGGUCGCUGCUUGUCAGAGAAUUUUUACACUCGAGGAGAUGGGACGUGUGUAUAUUUCUUUACAAAAGAUGAAAUUCAUGAGCUGUUCAAGAGCGCUGGUUUGGAGGAGAUUCAGAACCUGGAGGACAGGAGGCUGCAGGUGAACAGGGGGAAGAAGGUGGUCAUGCGACGAGUGUGGAUGCAGGGGAAGUUCCGGAAGCCCUGCCCAUCGCCGUGAAUGGCUCCAAAUUCCAGGAGUAUGACGGUGGACCAGAGAGGUGUGAGAGGGUCUGGUGCCGGUCUCUGCAUGGUUCUGACAGCAUAGGGAGAGUGUGUCACCAUCUAUUUAACUCAGUGAAGACAUUUCAAA